This is a messenger RNA of Rubroshorea leprosula, 1011 nucleotides long. Lineage: Eukaryota; Viridiplantae; Streptophyta; Magnoliopsida; Malvales; Dipterocarpaceae. The record is from the annotation of a GenBank genome assembly.
CUGCUCAUCAAGUGUUACAAUCCAAGUGAAUCCUGAGAAUCUCAGUAAUGUCAAGAGUCAGUCACCGGGAACUCUAAAAGAUACAUAUUAGGAGAUGUACAGAGAUCAAAAUAUAAACUUUUUGAACGAAAAGCUUCAUUGCGUAGACAGACUCAGAUCAAAAUUGUUAUAUACUUGACAAUGAACAAAUCAAAAUUAACCACACCCAUAAUUUACAUCUGGUUUUGCAAUGAUCAACUCAAAUGGAACUUCAACACUCUCCCUAACUAGGCAUCGAGCUUCCCCACCCUCCAUCACCAGGACUUUCCCAGGUGGACAUCUAGUGGUUGCUUUCUUUUCUUCGGUUGUUAGAUGUUGAAAGCUCAAAAACUUGAGCGGGGUGAUUCUUUUGGCAAGGUUAGAUGAACUCAGUACACAAAUCACACCAAGGGGAAGCACUGUCUUGGCAACUGUAAUAAGUAUGCAUCCCAAACCUUUACUUGAGUUGUUGGAUUCUGUUUGUUUUUUAUUUCUCUGGUACCUGUUGAUAUCCUUCUUUGCUUCAUUUGUUGAACCAUUAAUGCUGACCCCAUUUGAUGCUGGCUUGCUUGUUGACUUUAAGCGUGACAAAUAGUCACCGUCCAAAACCAAGGACCGUGGGGGGCAACUUGGAUAUGGAGGAAGGAGGAGACUGUUGGUGUUCUCUACUGUUUCGCCAGCGAAAGUGGAAGCCUCAUGUAUCACUUCCAAGUCUUCUCCUUUGUAGUCCUUAAGCUUCUCCAGUAAUAUUUUGCGGCUGUAAUCAAUCUCAGUAAGGGCAACCUCUCUCUCAUACUAUUGUUGUUGUUGUAGAUUCUGGCAAUCAAGAGCAAACUUAUAAAAAAUUCAACCCAUAAGAAUUCAAAAACAUUAUACAAUAAUGUAUUUUCUCUAGGUAUGGGCUCUCAAGUUAGAUUUGCUACUCAAAGCUUUGAUAAGAAUGAUAGAAAUAUCUUCUCCCUACCUUUUCUGAAAAAAAAAACAUACAUAGAU